CUUCGCCUUUUUUUCAUAAUUCCCACCACAGAGUGUCUGUGACCAGCGACCCAGUCGAAACGGUUCGCUGCCAUGCAACCAUUGUACCCCGAUACCCACCGUACCGGUCCCGGUCAUCCUGAGUGGUCCCUUGCAUCCCGAUUCUUCCCGAUUGCUGUCAUCCCUAAUCAAUCCACGGCCCUGGUUCAUAGUCUUGACGACGACCUCGUUAGAAGAUCACGACCGGUGUUGAGACACUUGCUUGGUUGAACUUCGGCAUGCGGUGGGUUCUUACUCAGGGGGGUUCAAUGCGACUAGCCCAGGGAAUACAUAAAAUCAGACUGCCACCAGUCGUCUCCUCGCCUCAGUUGAUCCUCUCCUCCACUGCCAUCAGCUCUGCUGCCUCCUUCAAUCUCCCCUCUUCUUCUGAUAUCGUUGGUGUUCGUUCCAAGAGUAUCCUGGCCGUGACUCAGCCUUCCACCAUGGCUCGAUUUCCCGCUCAGCAAAGCCGUCCCGUCCACGCGACCUCCUUGGUGAACCAUGCGGCACCUGUUGAUGCCAACUAUGACACUGCCAACCCUGCCUACAUUCGCAAGUAUCUCCGCACCUACGGCUUGACGCCCCCGCGUGCGGAGUCAUACGAGACCCAGAAGACUCGCUGCCUCGCUCAAUUGGCUCUCAAGCAGACCCCCAUCGACAAGUUCCUCUACCUCAGCACUCUCCGUAAGAACAAUGUUCACCUGUUCUACCGUCUGGUCACGGACCACUUGAGGGAAUUGACUCCCCUCAUCUACACUCCCGUCGUUGGAGAAGCCUGCCAGAGAUGGUCUGAGAUCUACCAGCAGCCCGAAGGUAUGUACCUGAGCUGGGAGGAUCGCGGCAACCUGGCCGCUGUCAUUGCCAACUGGCCCCAGCCCAACGUCGAAAUCACAUGUAUCACCGAUGGUUCCCGGAUUCUCGGUCUGGGUGACCUUGGCAUCAACGGCAUGGGUAUUCCCAUUGGUAAGCUGGCUCUGUACACUGCCUGCGCGGGUAUUCGCCCCGAGGCCACCCUGCCCUUGACUCUCGAUCUGGGCACCAGCAACAAGGCUUUCCGGGAAGACCCGUUGUACAUGGGCAGCCGCCGCGACAAGGUGACUCCCGAGGAGGAGCGUGAAUUCUUGGAUGAGCUGAUGGCUGCUCUGACCGAGCGCUGGCCUGGUAUUGUGAUCCAAUUCGAGGACUUCAAGAACCCCUUCCCUGCUCUGGAGCGUUACCGUGACAACUACACGUGCUUCAACGAUGACAUCCAGGGUACUGGUGCUGUCAUCCUCGGUGGUGUUAUCAACGCUGUCAAGCGCUCUGGCCUUCCUUGCAAGGACCAGCGCGCCGUCUUCUUCGGUGCUGGUAGCGCCGGUGUCGGUGUUGCUAAGCAGAUUGUUGACUUCUUCGUCCGCGAGGGCAUGACCGAGGAUGAGGCCCGCGCGUGCUUCUACCUGGUCGACACCAAGGGUCUUGUCACUGCUGAUCGUGGUGACAAGCUCGCUGAUCACAAGGUCUACUUUGCCCGUACGGACAACAACGGCCUGCAGCUGAAGACCCUGGAAGAUGUUGUUGACCAUGUGAAGCCCACCAUCCUGAUGGGUCUUUCUACCAUCGGUGGUGUCUUCACCCCCGAGCUCCUGCGCAAGAUGGCUGAGUGGAACACUGCCCCCAUUGUCUUCCCUCUGUCCAACCCCUCUCACAAGUCCGAAUGUGACUACGAGAGCGCCGUCACCAACACCGAUGGCCGCGUGCUGUUUGCCUCUGGUUCUCCUUUCCCCCCCAUGUCAUACACCAACACUGCUGGCGAGACCCGCACCUACUACCCCGGCCAGGGCAACAACAUGUAUGUCUUCCCUGGUAUUGGUCUAGGUACCAUCCUCUCCAAGUCAGUCAAGGUCACCGACAGCAUGAUCUACGCCUCGGGUGAGGCCCUCUCCAAGGCUCUCCUUCCCGAGGAGAUUGAGCGUGGCCUUCUCUACCCCGACUUGACCCGCAUCCGUGAGGUCUCUGUCGUUGUGGCCCGCAACGUCAUCCGGGCGGCACAGGAGGCCAAGGUCGACCGCGAAACCGCCCUGCGCAGCAUGAGCGACGAGGACCUGGAUGCCUGGAUCAAGGCCCGCAUGUACAACCCUCACACCGAGGUCUUGGCCUUGGAGCGGGAGGUUGGCUCUAUCCUGGCUAGCCUGGGACCCAGCGCCUUUUCCCUGGAGGCUCUGACUGAGGAGGCCGAGAAGAACUCUAAGCUGUGAGCUUAAUUUCUUUGCUUAGCUUUCCGGCAUCUCAUUCUUAAAAUACUGGCUUUGUUCUGUUUUCGAGCGCUUUUUGUUUCCCGGAUCCUGCUUGGAAGGAUGCGCUUUUGUAUACCCCCAUUCUUUCACGGAUUCUGACCCCUCUUAAUGACGAUUCUGUUGUCGGAUACCACCGAUGUCGGACUAGUUUUGGUUAGCAUAGAUGCUGGUCUUGUGAUGGAUAAAACGGAUGAUUCAAUGAUCAGAUCUUUUUUUCGGGCUA
Aspergillus eucalypticola CBS 122712 is the source of this 2514-nucleotide messenger RNA. Its product is annotated as NAD-dependent malic enzyme. Gene Ontology annotation, biological process: malate metabolic process; pyruvate metabolic process. The transcript is spliced from 6 exons. NCBI's taxonomy places the organism in Eukaryota, Fungi, Ascomycota, Eurotiomycetes, Eurotiales, Aspergillaceae. The coding region runs from base 258 to 2252 and encodes 664 amino acids. Gene Ontology annotation, cellular component: mitochondrion. The record is from RefSeq and is a predicted model, not a curated record. Gene Ontology annotation, molecular function: NAD binding; malate dehydrogenase (decarboxylating) (NAD+) activity.